CGCGACCGUAGCGCACUUCAAGCACCUGGAAAGACAGGAUGUGCCAUCGGGUCAUUUCAUUGUAUUGCUCAUUAUUUCACCUUUAAACCGAAAAUUAUGUACGAAUUAAAAAACCGUCCCAAUUAACCCGACCGUCUAAUUGUGACGAUGUACAAACUUAUUAUGAAAUUCAAAAACUACUUCACCAAGUCGAAGUGCCCGGGCCAGACGCCGCCGCCGCCCCAGAGCAGCUCACCCGAGGUCCCUGCGACAAAGGGCCCCAGCAUGACAGCGCCACCCACUCCCAACAUUAUCAGGAAAAUCUUACCCCUGGCCGCGUUUUCGGUGGCUUUUGCCAUCGUCAUGACAGUCCUUAUCCUCUAUAUGGAUAACACAGCCAUGCGACACUACCAGUUUCGGGUCAACAUGAGCCAGGAUUACGAACUUUUGAGCGUCUCACAAGACAAUCCACAACUUAUCACCUACAUCAGGGAGGUGCACAUGCAGCCCGCCAUUGAGCCCCACCACAAGCCGCUCGAGUCGCAGGCCACGGGGCCCCCGGAAGACACCGCCUACGUGCUCAAACUACUCAACAAUAAGCGGGACGGCGUGUUCGUGGAGUCGGGGGCGUACAGCGACGGCAAGACGUCGAAAACCGAGUGGCUGGAGAAGAAGCUGGGGUGGCGGGGGCUCCUGAUCCAGUCCGACACCCGGCACUACUUCAGCCUGCGACGGCACAACCGGGUGCGGUCCCAGGCGAUCCACGCCUGCCUCAGCUCCAUGCCGUACCCCAAAGAAGUGACAUUCCACCAAGAGAACGAGGUCAAAAUCAACAGCGUGGUGGACGACCCCGACUGGUUCACCACGCGGAUCAAGUGUUUCCCGCUGUUCUCGCUGCUGCUCGCGAUGAACGUCACGACGAUCGACUACCUGAGCCUGGAGUCGGCCGGCACCGAGCUGCAGGUGCUGGAGACGAUUCCGUUCGAAAGGGUGAAGAUCGAAGUGAUUGGGGUGCAUUUGCUGGCCAGUGAGGCGGAGAGAGACACGAUCAAGAAGUUUCUGGCGAUGAAGCAGUACGCCUUCAUGCAGGGCUUCAACCACACUUAUAUUUUUAUGAUGAAUAGGGUGAAAAUUUGAGGGGUAAUUGUCACGUAGAAGACUGAAGCGCGCAAAUGAAUGCUGAUCACCGUAUUUUUAUACCUAUGUGAUAGGACUUGGUUUUUAUUUCGCUGUCACUAGUGCCUUUGUAGCGUUCCAAUUGUUGAGAUGCAUUCCCGUUAUACAACUGAUUUUUAUGCAUUUAUUUUAGGAUUAAUGAUUAGAUUAGGCGACAAUUAAGUACUUAUGCUUGAUUUCAUUUGUACAAUUCUCCAUGACAUUUUUGUACUUAUUCUUUAUUAAAUAAAGGUCACGAUA
This is a messenger RNA of Tribolium castaneum (red flour beetle), 1395 nucleotides long. RefSeq names its product Star (gene S). Lineage: Eukaryota; Metazoa; Arthropoda; Insecta; Coleoptera; Tenebrionidae. Bases 148 to 1116 code for a protein of 322 amino acids. The record is from RefSeq and is marked validated. The transcript has 4 exons.